Messenger RNA from Gopherus flavomarginatus (Mexican gopher tortoise), 5114 nucleotides. Its product is annotated as zinc finger protein 420-like. Gene Ontology annotation, biological process: regulation of DNA-templated transcription. NCBI's taxonomy places the organism in Eukaryota, Metazoa, Chordata, Testudines, Testudinidae. The record is from RefSeq and is a predicted model, not a curated record. Bases 388 to 4095 code for a protein of 1235 amino acids. The transcript has 9 exons.
GCGCCCGGACGCCUGGGUUCCCAGGCCCACUGUUGCCCCGCAUGGCCCCGUUUCCAGCCCCAGGGAGCCCCCGCCCGGCCCCUGCCUCUUGGAGAAGGGGGCGGGGCAGCUCCCGCCUCCAGCCCAGCCGGGACUCUCCGGCCCGCACAGGUCUGCGCGGCGCGGGAAGGGUUAAAGGCCGGGGCGCUAAGUCCGCCCUGGAGCAGGCGGGGCCCAGGAGCCUUCCCGUGCCAGGCCGGACACCCGGGGCCCCAGCCCGGCCCGUGCACAGGGCAGGUCCCGGCUGCAGCCCGGGGAUCGGUCGGUUGUGUGAAGGGACACGCCCGGUCUGUCCUGUCCCUGCUGCCGAGGACCCCGCCUUGCCCCAGACCCCAAUAGCCCCAGACCAUGGUGAUGGCUGCAGCGGGGCCGGCACAGCAGCUCCAGGUGGCGUUUGAGGACGUCGCUCUGUAUUUCACCCGGGAGGAGUGGGAGCUCCUAUCCCAGCCAGAGAAGCAGCUGUACCAGGACCAGAUGCUGAGGAAUUACCAGGCGCUCGUUUCCCUGGGCUAUUCAGGUUCCACACCGGACUUAAUCCACCGGAUUGAGGCAGGGGAGGCAGAGCUCUGGAUCCAGGAUGCUGAGAACUCCAGGGAAAGCUCAGGGCCUGAGAGCCCCUCCCGAGGGCACGGGAUCCGGGGAGGAACGAGGAGACGGUCUGAAUGUGGGGAGAGUGUGGGAGGAAAGCAGGAUCUCACGGCCCCUGGGGAGAACCAUGGACAGGAUGAAGUCAAUCCCCAUGCCAAGUGUGGGGAUGGACUCAGCCAGAGACCAGACCUGGCUUCACACCAGAGCCUUGCUGUGGGGCAGCAAUCCCACGGCUGCGUUGACUGCGGCAAGAGGUUCAGCAACGCCUCCGCACUGACCCAGCACCGGCGAACGCACAGCGGCGAGCGGCCGUACCGCUGCGCCGACUGCGGCAAGGGCUUCAUCAGAGCCUCUGCACUGAACCAGCACUGGCGCACACACACCGGGGAGCGGCCCUACCGCUGCGCCGACUGCGGCAAGGACUUUGCUCAGCUCUCACACCUGUCAGCACAUCAGCGCACACACACUGGGGAGCAGCUGUACCGCUGUGAUGACUGCGGCCAGAGCUUCUGCUGGGCCAAGUCACUGCACCGGCAUCGGCGCACGCACACCCAGGCGUGGCCGUACCACUGUGCCGACUGCUGCAAGGACUUCUGUGAUGCCGCCUCGCUGAGCCGGCACCGGCGCACGCACACCGGGGAGCGGCCCUACCUCUGUGCCGACUGCGGCAAGAGCUUCGGCAACGCCUGGACACUGACUCAGCACCGGCGCACGCACACCGGGGAGCGGCCACACCGCUGCACUGACUGCGGCAAGGGCUUCAGCAACGCCAGCACGCUGACUCAGCACCGGCGCAUGCACACCGGGGAGCGGCCCUUCCGAUGCACUGACUGCGGCAAGUGCUUCGGCAACGCCAGCACCCUGACCCAGCAUUGGCGCACACACACCGGGGAGCGUCCGUACCGCUGCGUCGACUGUGGCAAGGGCUUCAGCAACGCCAGCACGCUGACCAAGCACCAGCGCACGCACACUGGGGCACAGCCGUACUGCUGCACCACAUGUGGCAAGGGCUUCAGCCAACAGGCAAACCUUACCAGGCACCUAGCCACACAUGCUAAUGCCUCUCUACCACCACCAGGACCUGAGGGGCUUCUGGGGGCUGGUGGGCUUGGCACAGCUCCAGCAGAUGGAGACCAGGCUGUGGUCCUGUCUCCUCCCCAGGGCGGGGAGCGGGCGAGAGGCGGCCCCGGGGAGGCAGCAGCAGCCGCGGGGUGGGAAGUCGCUGCCCGGGCGGAGGAAGCGGCCGGGGCCGGAGCCGAGCCCGGCGAUGGCUGCAGCGGGGCCGGCGCAGGUAGGACGCGGGGCGGGGACUCCCCGGCCGGGCACUGGCUGGUCCCGGCUGGGGGCCGAGCCGAGGGGGCCGGGAUCCGGGUCCCUCCCGCGCUAGUGACCGCGGGGCCGGGGCUGCAGCAGCCGGAGCGCGGGGGCCGGGGAGCGGCGCGGGGGGGCCCUGGCCGGGCGGACACGCGGAGCCGGGCGCGGCCCCUUCCACCCAGCGCGGCCCCGGCCGGGCAGAGGAGCCUGAGCUGGGGCGGGAGCGGGGGCGGAGCCUGUUCCCUGCCCUGGGAUUCGGGCCCCGCCCAGAGCCCCCUCCAGGUGGCGUUUGAGGACGUCGCUCUGUAUUUCACCCGGGAGGAGUGGGAGCUCCUAUCCCAGCCAGAGCAGCAGCUGUAUCGGGAGCAGAUGCUGAGGAAUUACUGGACCCUCCUUUCCCUGGGCUCUUCAGGUUCCAAACCGGACUUAAUCCAUCAGAUCGAGAUAGGGGAGGCAGAGCUCUGGAUCCGGGAUGCCGAGGGCCCCAGGGUGAACUCUGGAUCUGAGAGCCCCCUCUCAGCAGGGCUCAGGAUCCUGGGGGGAAUGAGGACACAGUCUGAAUGUGGGGAGAGCGCAGCAGGAACGCAGGAUCCCAUGGCCAACAGAGGGAUCCAUGUAGUCGCAGUCCAUCCCUGGGGUAAACUCAACCAGAGACUCCCCAUGGACCUGUGUCCCCACCACUGCAUUGACUGCAGCAAGAAUUUCAGCAACCCCUCCGCGCUGACCCAGCACCGGCGCACGCACACCGGGGAGCGGCUGUACUGCUGCACUGACUGUGGCAAGGGCUUUGCAAAGAGCUCAGCUCUGAGAACACACCAGCGCACGCACACCGGGGAGCGGCCGUAUCGCUGCACUGACUGCGGAAAGGGCUUUGCAGAGAGGUCAACCCUGAGAACACACCAGCGCGCGCACACCGGGGAGCGGCCGCACCGCUGUGCUUACUGUGGCAAGGGCUUUGCACAGUUUGCACACCUGAAAAGACACCAGCGCACGCACACUGGGGAACUGCCAUACUGCUGCACCGACUGCGGCAAGGGCUUUGCGCAGAGCUCAAGCCUGAGAAUACAUCAGCGCACGCACACCGGGGAGCGGCCGCACUGCUGCACUGACUGCGGCAAGAGCUUUGCAGAGAGCUCAGCGCUUAGAAUACACCAGCGCACCCACACCGGGGAGCGGCCAUAUCUCUGCACCGACUGUGGCAAGAGCUUUUCAACGAGCUCAAUACUGAGAAGACACUGGCGCACACACACCGGGGAGCAGCCGUACCACUGCAAUUACUGUGGCAAGAGCUUUGCACAGAGCUCAAUACUGAGAAUACACCAACGCACACACACUGGGGAGCGGCCGUACCUCUGUGCUCACUGUGGAAAGGGCUUUGCACGGCGCACUUACCUGAGAAUGCACCAGCUCUCACACACUGGGAAGCGGCUGCACCAUUGCACUGAUUGCGAAGAGUGUUUUGCACAGAGCUCAUCCCUGAGAAAACACCAGCGCGCGCACAGCGAGGAGCAGCCAUACCGCUGCAAUGAAUGUGGCAAGAGCUUUGCAGGGAGCUCAAAGCUGAGAAUACACCAGCGCACGCACACCGGGGAGCGGCCGCACCGCUGCACCGACUGUGGCAAGAGCUUUGCAGAGAGCUCAAAGCUGAGAAUACACCAGUGCGCACACACCGGGGAGCGGCCGCACCACUGCACCGACUGUGGCAAGAGCUUUGCAGUGAGCUCAAGCCUGAGAGCACAUCAGCGUACGCACACCAGGGAGCGGCCGCACCGCUGCACCGACUGUGGCAAGAGCUUUGCAGAGAGAUCAAAGCUGAGAAUACACCAGCGCACGCACACCGGGGAGCGACCGUAUCACUGCAACGACUGUGGCAAGGGCUUUGCCCAGAGCUCCACCCUGAGACUGCACCAGCGCACACACACCGGAGAGCGGCCGCACUGCUGCACCGACUGUGGCAAGGCCUUUGCCCAGAGCUCAACCCUGAGGAUACACCAGCGCACGCACACCGGGGAGCGGCCGUACCACUGUGAUGAUUGCAAGAAAAGCUUCAGCAAUGCCAGUACGCUGACCAGACAUCAGCGCACACACACACCGGGGAGCAGCUGUACAGCUAUGACAACUGUGGUAACAGGUUCAGCAAUGCCAACAAGCUGACCCAGCUCCAGCACAUGCCCACUGGGGAGUGGCCAGACUCCUCGCUGACUGCGGCAAGGGCUUUGCACACAGCUCAAACCUCUGAAUACAUCAGCAUGCACACACCAGGGAACGGCCAUUCCAAUGCACUGUCUACAGAAAAAGCUUUGCACAGAGCUAAUACCUGAGAACACCAGCGCAUUCACAGCAGGGAGCGGCUGUGCUGACUGUGGCAAAUGCUUUGCUCACUUGGGCAACCUCACUUGGCACCAGUUGACUCACUAACACCCCUGUGCCAGGGCCUGAGGGGCUUCUGGCAGCGGGUGGGCCUGGCACAGUGCCAGCGAUGCAGAUAAGGGAGCGGUCCUGUCCCCAUGAUGCCCGGCAGAGACUGUGUGGGGCAGGGAAUGGGACUUGGCUGAGCAGUGUGGGGGGAUUUUAGAGUAGAUGGUCACAGCCUACUCCAUUAGGGUCCCCCUGCAUCAAGCUGGGAUCCAGCCAGUUCUCUCUGUCAAACUCUCCCCAACACAUAUAGCUGUGAGGCAGCUGGGACAAUCCCUCUCCACCCCCCAUCCAGAUGGGACUGAGGCAGGAACGUCCCUCCACACCUUCCUCGGUUUCAGCCAGGGGGUGACUCUUAGGUGACAUUGAGAUAGGAUUUGCAGUCCUCUCAGCAUGGAUUGGGUUGAGGGGUGGGGCAGGACAGCCCAGUAUGUUUGAUUGAAAGACGACUCAGGAACUGCUCAUAUCGUCUAUUUUAAAUAGAAAUGUGAUGAAGAAAAAUUAUGUACCUAAUGUGUAACAAAGGUCUGUCUAACCAGGUGUUUCUUUGCUGUUAAAGAAGCUGAUGCAUUUGGAUGGUGUGUGGAGAAGCCAAUAUGAAGUGUCAAUCUUUUAAAAUAAAUCAGCCCAAAUGUACUAAGGCCUAACUGACCAUGAGGCCUGAUGAACUGUGUGACUGGCAGGUGCUCACAGAGAGUUUUGCAUUACUCCUUGGGGAAGUCUAUGCCCCCCAAAAAUUAAAAAUUCUACACACCAUA